Messenger RNA from Corticium candelabrum, 3211 nucleotides. RefSeq names its product protein IWS1 homolog. The coding region runs from base 60 to 3047 and encodes 995 amino acids. Lineage: Eukaryota; Metazoa; Porifera; Homoscleromorpha; Homosclerophorida; Plakinidae. Gene Ontology annotation, biological process: poly(A)+ mRNA export from nucleus. Gene Ontology annotation, molecular function: glycosyltransferase activity. The transcript is spliced from 21 exons. Gene Ontology annotation, cellular component: nucleus. The record is from RefSeq and is a predicted model, not a curated record.
ACGACACGAGGCGGAACUUCCUAGUUCCUGUCGCCAUUCGUAUAGCUACAACCCAAAAGAUGUCACAGAGAGCGCCUUCUGUGCCGAACCAAGCGUUCGUCACGCUGGCAACGAACGACGACUACGUGCGCGGCGCUCUGGUGUUGGGAUAUUCACUGCAGACUGUACAGACAAGCCGCAGCCUUGUUGUUAUGGUCACAUCGACCGUGAGUCUGGAGCAACGGAGUCGUUUAUCUCAAGUAUAUCAUUUGGUACACGAAGUCCCUCAACUUGACAGUCAAGAUGCCCACAGUCUUGCUCUCUUAUCUCGGCCGGAACUCGGCGUGACGUACACAAAAUUAAACGCAUGGCAGUUGACACAGUUUGACAAGUGUGUUUUUCUGGAUGCCGACACGCUUGUGUUGAAGAACGUUGAUGAGUUAUUUGAUCGACCCGAACUGUCGGCUGCACCGGAUGUCGGAUGGCCUGAUUGUUUUAAUUCGGGUGUCUUUGUGUUUGUUCCUUCGGAAGCAACGUAUCAAUCUCUUAUUCAACAUGCAGCUUCGUUUGGAAGUUUUGAUGGUGGUGAUCAAGGCCUCUUGAAUUCAUACUGGAGUGACUGGUCGACUAGUUCUACAGAAAGGAGACUACCGUUUGUGUAUAAUCUGACUGUCAGCACGUGCUACAGCUACCAACCAGCGCUCAGAAGAUUUGGCAGAGAUGCUCGUAUCGUUCAUUUUCUUGGUGGCGUGAAACCGUGGCAUCACACAUAUCAUCCGUCUACAGGCCAACUUAUUCUCUAUCCAGGAUCAGCACUUACACAGGAAGGUAUACGGCAGUUCUUGAACUACUGGUGGACACUCUACAUUACAUUUGUUGAUCAACCACCAACGGUGAUUGGGAAUCAGACUGUUGGAUAUCCGACGUUCGACUUCAAUAAUGUCACCCAUUUUGUACCUUCAAACGUUGCACUUUAUUCACACACGCACCAAGACUUUCCUUCUGUAACAGUAACCGAGGACUACUCGAACGUAUGGCGACAGCGAUGGGAAGAGGGUCAGAUUGACUAUCAAGGACAAGACAGCUACGAUCGUAUUCACGAACAUUUAGAACACGUUCUUGCCGGAGCACCGACUCAACCCUGGAGUAUUAAAGAUGAUCAACUGGAAGACAUUGAUGAAGAAGAAGAAGAGAGUGAAGAUGACGAGCUUUUUGAAGAGGCAGAUGAAGACGAAGAGGAGGACGAAGACGAGACUAUCAGAGUGACAGAGACAAAAUCAGCAGUUGAUGUUGUGGUUGACGAUGAGGACAUUGAGUUGGUUGAGACGGUUGAGUCUAUGAAGGUUGUUGGGGAGGUGGAGGUUGAGCACCAUCAUAAAUUGAUUGAUAAUUCUGAUCCAGUCGUUGUGAUGGAAUCGACAGUAAAGCGACUGAUAGACGAACAUGCCAAUGAUGAUCUGAGCAGUGCACCCGACGAGAGUGACAUUCUCGAGGCCGCUCUAGACUUUAUCAGUGAACGAGGUCUCGUUCAGGGUCAGUCAAACGUUUCUCUCUUUCCCUCUCAACUUCCGAUGUUCGACGGACAGCAGAAAGACGUCAACAGCCGAGAUACAUCCGAAAACAGAGUGACUAAAGAAACAAGCGAGGAGAACGUGGAGAAUUUGAAGUCUGAGGGAACUGAAACCCCGGAUGAUGGCGCUCAUGACGCUUCAGACUCUGAAGUUCCUCCUUCUCCUGAAAUUUCUAGAAAGUCUAGAGCGUUGCUGGACGAUGACAACGACGAGGAUAGCGACGCUAAUUCGCUUAAGGAGUCUCCCACUAAAGGCAGAGUGAAGAGUCGUGUGCUGGAACUUUCAGAUGAGGAAGGGGAGAAGGAAGAGGUGGCACGUGAUCAUGAGAGGAAAGAAGUUGAUGAAGAGCAGGAUGGAGAUGGAGGUGGAGAGGAGGAGAGCAAGCAAGGUGCUGAUCAUCUAAUAUCAGAUAUCUUUGGCGAGUCAGGAGAAGAAUCUCACGACGAUAAUGACAUUGAUGUGGAAGAGUCUCAGCAGUCGAGAAAACCGAGAAAGCGGAGCGGGAAACAACACACGGAAAGCGACAAACCGCGGAAACGGCGGAAGCAACGUGAAGCAUCAGUCGGCGAAGAGAUCGACGUCGAAGAGUCAAAACCAGAAAUAAAGUCGGACUUUGAUCUGAUGUUGGAAAAGCGUCGUGAAAUGAGGAAGAGUUCUAGGAGAAGGAAGCGGAAAGACGAAGAUCUUAUUACAGAAAAUGAUGAUCUUGCACAUCAACUGAUUGAGGACAUGAAACAAGCUGCAGAGGAGGACAGGCAGCUAAAUGUUCAAGGUGUAGCUGCAACCAGGAAGCUGAGGUUGUUGCCCAAAGUGUUGAGAGAUCUUCAGAGAGCCGACUAUCACUUGACAUUGCUUGAGAGUGGCGUUUUACCAGUUUUUACAGAAUGGCUUGCACCACUGCCUGACAAGUCUCUUCCUCACUUACAGAUUCGCGAAGGGAUUCUCAAAGCUCUCCAAGAGUUUCCUCCUAUCAACAGUGACGUGUUGAAGUCGAGUUGUAUCGGUAAGGCAGUCAUGUUGCUGUUUCGGCAUCCGAAAGAAACGCGGCAGAACAAAGACAGAGCCGGCAAACUCAUUAACGAUUGGGCGAGACCAAUAUUUGGGCUUGUUGCUAAUGUUAAGAAAGUUAGUCGCGAGGACAGGGAGAAACAGGAUUAUUCUAAUAUGUCAAAGUUUCGUCGAAGAGUCAGCUCUAGCGAUAGUGUACAGAAUCGGAAGAGUAUUGAACGUUCAUUGCGAAAUGACCAACCCAGCGCCUCAAAACCUGGUGAUCCCGGUUGGUGUCCUCGUGCUCGCGUUCCUCAGCCAUCCAAUCGAGACUACGUCGUUCGACCCAAGUGGAACAUCGAGCAAGAAAUAGUGGGGACGAAGCGGUCUGGUCCAGAUCGAUACGAGAAACACGCUCGACGUUUUGCAGACAAACGGUCUCGGAAUAGCGUUCAGCGUAUGAGAGCAUCGAAUCUGAGCAUCACUGGCAGCAAGAUGGACUUUAUGUAAAGUAGGAUUCUAGAUCAUGUACUUACAUAUGGUUACUUCAGUCACGUGUGCCCUAUGCCACUUGUAUGCAUAAAUAGUCGAUUUAAUUAAUUAAUUAUAAAUGAAUAUUUUUCACGUGUAUUGGUAGUCUGGGGUAAGUUAAUUUUUUCUGAGUAACAUUCUCG